AUGGAUACUAAGAAGAGCUCGAUCCAAGUAGAGGUGAGAAUAAACCCAAGGCUGGACAAUGCAUUCGAAUGCGGAGCAAACACAUUGACUGCAGGAACAAAGACAUACACAUUUAACCGAAUACACCUCACAACAUCCCAAUCACAGAUAUAUAACAAAAGUGUCAGGCAUCUUACAGAAGCGUUUCUUGAGGGAUACAAUUGCACAGUAAUGGCAUAUGGGCAGACAGGCAGUGGCAAAACAUACACAAUGGGGAUAACACAUGAGGACAUGACAGGAGUUGUUCCUCAAGCUCUUAGGCACAUAUUUAAGAAAAGCUUGGAAAUUACCUGUACUUUUAUUGAGGUCUAUAAUGAAGAGGUAAUAGACUUAUUCAGUCAUCACAAGCGGCCUCUGAGUCUUAGGGAAGCAAAUGGAGAAGUGAUUGUUGCAGGGGUAAGCGAAAUAUGCCUGAGGUCGUAUGAAGACGGGAUAGAAGCAUUGAGCAAAGGAUCGCUUGAAAGAACAACGAAGUCGACGAAUAUGAAUUCGAAGUCGUCACGGAGCCAUGCAAUAUUUACGCUUUUUUACAAGUGCGAAGUGAACGGCUCAUUUGUAAUGUCGAAAUUUUCGUUUGUUGACUUGGCAGGAAGCGAGAGAUUGAAGCGAACGCUGUGUGCCGGAGACCGUGCGAAGGAGGGCAUAUCCAUAAAUUCUGGGCUUCUGGCACUGGGAAAUGUUAUUUCUGCAUUGUUCAAAAGAUCACCGCAUGUUCCGUUCAGGGAUUCGAAGCUUACAAGGAUUCUUCAAAGCUGCUUGAACGGAUAUGUCUUGAUGAUAGCAUGCGUAUCGUCCUCACAUGCAGAUAUGAACGAGACACACAAUACGCUGAAGUAUGCAAGCAGAGCAGCAUCUAUUGAAACGUCUGUGCGAAUGAACAUACAGGUUGAUGGGUCGAAGUUUGCGAUGCUGCUGCUGAAGAAGGAGAUUCAGAAGCUGAAGGUUGAGAAUCAGAUGUUGAAGGAUAGGAUAAAGAGAGACUCACAAGUGAAUGUGGAGGAAGUUAUUUGUGAGAAUCGGAUGCUGAAGUCGAAGAUAGAAUCGAUGGGUAGCGAGAAGGAUGAUAAAAGGGAGGAGCUUUCCCAGGAGAUUCUGAAGCAUCCUUUUGUGCAAAACUUGAUUGACGAGAAUCAGAGGCUUAAUGAGAUGGUUCAAAGCAUAUGUGUUUCGAGGUCAGAGGUACAGGUGUGUGCGACGAUAGCUGGUAUGGCCGACGGAAUGCAGGAGGCAUGCCGUAAAGCAAAGUUAGAUGAUGAAUCAGUCGAUUAUGAAAAUAAUAAUCGCAGAGAGGAAAGCAACGAGAGGAAUGCUUUGGAUAUGUGGAGUAUGCCCGAGUCUGUGGUUUUGGGCAUUGAAAAGACGCAGGGUACCGAUUCUGAAAAAACAGGUGUGCAACGUGAUGACAAGGAGAAUAAUUCCAGAAUAGACACUAUAAGGAAGCAUGUAGAUUCAUUGGAAAUAUCCAAUACAGCGGAUGCGGCAAAUAAGAUUGAAAUGAAGCAGAAUAUAGAAAAAGUACACAAGAGGGCAGUGACGUUUGAUUUAGAAAGAAAUACAAAGAAAUAUGCGUUAUUUACACCAAGAAAGGAAAAGAUUACGAUGAAAAUCACAAUUGAGAACACAAUUACGGGAUAUCUGCCAACAGUCUUAGCAUUCUAUGAUUCAUGUGUUGUAUUUUCAUCAAUAGACAACAAAGUAAGGCAAUGGGGCGAAAAGGUGUCAGUGUUGUUUGCUGAGGAGGGUAUAAGAUGCAUGGCCUCAGCAGAAACAUUGCUUUACACCACCCGAGGAAUGCUCAGAAGGUUUGAUCCAAGAUCUGGAACUCGGCCUGUUUAUGUGUUCCGGAGUGAGAUAUCUGCAGUUAUGUCUUCUGAGCAUUACAUGUUUACUGGACACGAGGAUGGGACGUUCUCUAUGCUUGACGAUAGAAACUCAAAAAUAGUUGUCUCGGAAAAGGCACAUUCAGGAACAAUUUUCAGUAUAGAAAAGAUUGGAGAGGAUAUAUACACUGCAUCUAGGGAUCACACGGUUAAAUGCUAUAGUGAUGGGUUUUUGACACUUUCGCCUCCGCAUUUAGAUUCUGUGCAAGGAUUGCUAAGCUAUAACGGAGACUUAGUCAGUUUUGGACGAGAUUGCUCAUUGAAGAGAUGGAGAAGUAGGUCGAUAGUCAAGACGGUUCCAUAUGCCCAUGACUCCUGGAUAAAGUGUGGAGUAGCAAUGAAAGAUUCAUUUGUGACUGGGUCGAAAGAUGGAUCUCUACGAUUCUGGGAUUUUUGUGACAAUUCUGUUUUUUGUGUUGGUAAGGUGAAGUUUGAAGGGUCGAUAAACUCUAUUGCGUUUGGAGAAGGAUCCAGUGUGUAUGUGGGAUGCCAAAACAAGGAAAUUAUGGCUAUAACAUGCAAAUAUGAUACCUAA
Molecule: messenger RNA, 2454 nt
Organism: Ordospora pajunii
Lineage: Eukaryota; Fungi; Microsporidia; Ordosporidae
Product: kinesin-like protein
Exons: 1
Coding region: 1-2454 (817 amino acids)
Biological process (GO): microtubule-based movement; spindle elongation; mitotic spindle organization
Cellular component (GO): microtubule associated complex
Molecular function (GO): ATP binding; microtubule motor activity; microtubule binding
Source: RefSeq, a predicted model, not a curated record